AUGGCACCCGGCGAGUCGAAGGAUGAGCGGGACGAACGAGUGGCCCGGCUCUGGCAGACGCUUGAUGCGCGCAAGGAGGGCCAUAUCGAUUUGAACGGGCUGAAGAAAGGGCUGAAGAAGAUGGACCACCCUCUGAAAAACGCAGAUGGCAUGCUGCGCAGUAUCUUGCGCGAGGUCGACACGAAUGGAGACGGUCAGAUAGAUCAUGCCGGUCAGUUCUCGAGCGAUCCUCUUUUCCUUGAAGUGAAUCUAAACCAUCCCUUUUCCCGCACCACAGAGUUCCAGGCAUUUAUCAACCAUACCGAAUCUGGGCUUUGGCAGAUGUUCCAGGCCAUCGAUCGCAACCACAACGGCGAAAUCGACAAGAAUGAACUACGGAACGCAUUCGCACACUCAGGUGUCACCGUAUCGAACUCGAAGCUCGACCAGUUCUUCGACGAGGUCGACAAAAACAAUGACGGCGUGAUAUCAGAUUUCCUCCUCUUCCUACCUCUCCGCUCUCCGUCCGACCUCCACGCAGUCCUCUCAUACUAUACGGCCACGGGCAAUCUAAACCCGGAAGGAGAUGUCCACAUCAAUGAUCUACAGGGUUUAGGUACAGAAUCUCCGUUUCUUAAUCGUUAUCUUUCGGCCUUCAAGUGCCUUUUGUACAAUAUCCUCUCCUUGCACGCCCUCGCCUCCCUCCUCCCAUCAGCCUACGCGCAGACCAGCCCGCCCUCUGACUUGCCCACUGCUGUGGGCGGUGACUUCGAGCUGGAGAUUCUGCCUAUCCCCAAGACCAUCGCCAUGUGGAUGUCUCUGCGAUAUUAUGAACGGAAGUUGACCGAGAAUACACCUCAACUAGGCUACUUUGCUGCAGGCGGGAUUGCGGGCGUUGUGUCCAGAACGGUCACUGCUCCUCUCGACCGUCUGAAAGUGUACCUCAUUGCCCAGACGGGCGUCAAAAACUCGGCAGUUCGUGCGGCGAAAGAGGGUGCACCACUCGCUGCAGCCGGAAAUGCGUCCAAAACCCUCGUCGAUGCGUUGAAAGAGCUCUGGCGUGCAGGUGGCAUGCGAAGCUUGUUUGCGGGUAAUGGUCUCAAUGUUGUGAAAGUCAUGCCUGAGUCUGCGAUCAAGUUCGGAGCGUAUGAGUCUGCAAAGCGUUUCUUCGCUCGGAUGGAAGGUCACAAUGAUCCUAAGCGCCUUCUUCCUACUUCCCAGUUUUUGUCCGGUGGUAUCGGUGGCAUGGUGGCUCAAUGCUUUGUAUACCCCCUCGACACAUUGAAAUUCCGAAUGCAAUGCGAAACUGUCGAAGGUGGCCUGAAGGGUAACAGACUCAUUGCGGCCACUGCUCGCAAAGUUUGGAAUGCCAAUGGCUUGUUCGGCUUCUUCCGUGGACUCCCCCUGGGUCUGAUGGGCAUGUUCCCAUAUGCUGCCAUCGACCUGACGACCUUCGAGUACCUGAAGCGUGCACUUCUCGCCCGGCAGGCUCGCAUCAAGCAGUGCCACGAAGACGACGUCCCACUCAACAACUUCGUUACAGGCGCCAUUGGUGCCAUCAGUGGAGGCCUCAGUGCCUCGGUCGUCUACCCAUUGAACGUGAUGCGAACUCGGCUUCAGGCCCAGGGCACCGUUCUGCAUCCUUCAACAUACGCCAGCAUUGGCGAUGUUGCCCGCCGAACCCUCCAAACAGAGGGACCUCGCGGCUUCUACAAGGGUCUCACACCCAACCUCCUGAAGGUGGCACCCGCCGUUUCCAUCAGUUACGUGGUUUACGAGAACUCGAAACGGAUGCUGGGUCUGAAGUGA
Molecule: messenger RNA, 1788 nt
Organism: Penicillium argentinense
Lineage: Eukaryota; Fungi; Ascomycota; Eurotiomycetes; Eurotiales; Aspergillaceae
Product: calcium-binding mitochondrial carrier protein
Exons: 5
Coding region: 1-1788 (595 amino acids)
Biological process (GO): transmembrane transport
Molecular function (GO): ATP transmembrane transporter activity; calcium ion binding
Source: RefSeq, a predicted model, not a curated record